Messenger RNA from Moneuplotes crassus, 920 nucleotides. The record is from the annotation of a GenBank genome assembly. NCBI's taxonomy places the organism in Eukaryota, Ciliophora, Spirotrichea, Euplotida, Euplotidae.
CUUCAAGCAAACAAGGGCUGUUCAACAACUUCUUAGUCAGGGAAAGGAUGAAGGAGGAAUACCUGGUACCUGAAAAAGUAUAAAAACAAAUAUCUACAGGCAUGAGAACUCAUCAAAGGUCAUAAACAAAGACUUGAAUACUUUCAUGAAGAAGCCAGGUCUCUAUUUGAUACAGGAUAAGUUGAAGACAAAUAUGACAUGUCCACAGAAGAAAUUGGAGACUUUUAAUACUCACAGAUUCAACAAAAUGAGCAAAAUUUCUCCAAAAAGACUUAAGAAGCAUAAGUUGAUUAUGAAUAAAAGGCACUGUAAAAUAUUAAAUCUCCAAGGCUUGAUGAUGAAAAAGCGAGGAAGGAGCAGACGUCUUUUGGAUAAGCAUAAGCAUCCUUAUUUCAAAUCACUAAAGGAUCAUAAAUAAGUUGAUCAUUGAACCAACCCAUAGUUUGAGUACAGAGCGAUAUUACCCCAAAAAAGAAUAUAAAGACAAACAUUUCAUUAGAGACAUCUUGACAGAUAGAGAUGACAAAGAACACAGCCGAAAUGUAGAAGACUGACAGAUCGGAAACUUUAGUUUAUCAGCAACACAAGUUGGAUGAUCUCAGAGAGAUAGAACAAGUAUCGGCCAAUACCAAACCUUCAGUACAAAUCUUAAAAUAUGAGGGCGUGGCAUCAAAGACGUUAAAGAUCAGAUAAAAGAUUACCAAAAGAAGAUCGAAUUCCAAAAAUUUAAAGAGUUAUCUAACUCAAUGACAGAGAAUGAUAGAGGGAUUUCACGGCUUCAUAGAUUGCUUCUUGAUACUUCUAGGUUAUUAGAGCCGAAAAUAAAAACACCAGGUAGAAGGAAUAUCAACUUUGCAGAUCAUGGAGAAAGAAAUAUUGUAUUCUCUUCAACAGGAAUAUCUAAGAUGAUCUUUCAAUAG